This is a messenger RNA of Caenorhabditis sp. 36 PRJEB53466, 9411 nucleotides long. Lineage: Eukaryota; Metazoa; Nematoda; Chromadorea; Rhabditida; Rhabditidae. The record is from the annotation of a GenBank genome assembly.
AUGCAAUAUCAGCGUAUUGUAAGCAUGUAAUUCGCUAAAAAUAUCUCAUUUUCAUAGUUUCAGACCCCGAAAUCAGCGAUGCAAGUGCGGUUACACGCAAAAAACACGUUCACCGUCGUGAUGGUCGUCGGAUUUCUCUAUUUGGCCUAUUUGAUAUUUUUUGAGGUGCCUAAAAUUUGUUUUCAAUUUUCAACAUCAAAUGCACUGUUUUAUAUACAUUUUAUAAUGUUUCAAUAAUUUUUUCGCAGAGCGGUGAUGGAAUGCCGGAAAUCGACGUGGAUUUGAAGGAUGUGAUCAGCUACGCCGUGCUUGCCGUCGAAAUGGGCGGUCAUGCAGUUGUGAAAGUGAACGAGGAGAAAUGUGGGUAAAUUUUAAGCUGAAGAUAACAACUCUACCAGUAAAUUGGUUUUUCUCACCUACAAAUGUAAAAUUCCAACCAAAAAUGAAAUUUCAGCCCUCAACGCCGCUGCGAAAGGCUUGACAGACGAGGGCAAAGAGGAGCUGCUGACGAGGGCGGAUCUGAUCUCAAAUCACUUGAUUUUGGAUAUCUUGCAAAGAUUUCCACGACUUCAGGUGAUUUUUUAAUGAAAUUUCUAGACUUUCAAGACAAAGUUUGAAAAAAUCAUAAGUGUUUAAAAAUUGUGUUGCAGAUAGUAUCCGAAGAAAAGGCGUCGGAAAUGUCAGAGCGGGAGGUCGAACCCUAUCGUUCGGACAAUUACGCCGUCUGGUCGGGCGUCAAAGACAUUCUGGACACGAUUCCGAGCCGACGUCUUCAGCUAUCCGAUGUCCGCGUUUUUGUGGAUCCACUUGACGCCACUCAGGAGUUUACAGGUAAAAAUGGGGAAAAUUUGCUGCAAAAUCAUCCCAUUUCGGCUAAUUCGACAGCGACCAAAAGUGGAAGCACAUUGCUGAAAUUGUGCAGAAUUUUUGAAAUUUUAAUACCAAAACCCGGGCUGUUCCAGCCUGACCACGCUUCUUUUCAAACUUUUGGUCGCCGGUCAGAUUCCUGACUGGUAAAUUGUUUUAUUUUCAAUUCAUUUGAACGAUGAACAGUAUCGCAAUGAUACUCUACAAAACAACUAAAUAAUACAUAUGUUUGCAGAGGGCCUGACCGAGUACGUGACAGUGAUGGCGUGCAUAGUGGUGGACGCGGAGCCCGUGUUUGGCGUCAUCUACCGUCCGUUCUUCAACGAGACAAUAUUCGGACUGCAGGGAUUCGGCGUCGUCACUUCCGAGGGCCGCCACAUUUCACCGGUGGAAACGGACAAGACGGUCUCAAAAGUGGUGGUGUCCCGAUCGCACGCGGGCAAGGUUAAGGAGGUGAUCGAGAAGGUCUACGGACAAAAAAUGGAGAUCGAGGCGGCCGGAGGGAGUGGCUACAAGACACUCAGGCUCGUCAAUGGAACCGCAGGUAACAUUGUUUCCAAUGUUUUCCCACAAAGCCUAUUCCCAAAAAAUAUGUAUUCAAAAAACAUUUCUUCUUAAAAAAUGCAACGAUAUUGUGUUGAGAACUGUACCUGCACACGACGGCGAUAAAAAAAUGGGACACUUGUGCCGGAGACGCGAUUCUCCGAACGAUGGGCGGCGCGAUGCUCGACCUGCAAGGACUGCCGUUAAGGUGAAAUUUCAGAAAAUUAAAUUUAAAGCAUCCAUCUUCAUUGCAGAUACUCGGCCGCCGAUCCACUUCUCAACAAGAAAGGACUGCUGGCAACCGUACGCAACCCGUACUCGUACUUUAAAAAAUUUCAGGGAAUCAAAUUGAUGUAAAUAUUCAUUUAUUGCUUUUUUUUCGCGGCAUCAUUAUCAUAACUUUUCCUUUUUCUACGGGUUUUUCUACGCAAAAUGAGUGCAAAUAAAUAUUGCUUGUAAUAUUCAUUUAUAAAAGGAAACGACGUUUUAUUGGCCGUAAAAUUGAUAUUUUCUUUAAAAAACAUUUUGCAGAAUAAUCCUUAAACAACGUAAUUCAGAUGAACGCUCCAAAUGGAUCAAAACCGGUUCUUGUACCAUUUACACCGUAAGUUUAGAGAAAAUAAUAAUGCAACAUUCAUAAAACGCCCACCUCAAACAAAUAAUAACCAAAAUGUCCUUGUAAGAUUGAACUUCUCUUGAUUUGCUCAUCUUCUUGUAAAGAACAGUCAUUCCUAUAAGACUUGCAAUUCUUGAAACGUUGCACUACGAUUUACAAAUCUUACAAGGACAUUUCGCAGUGUUCUCAAAAGCCUAAUAGUAAGCCAAAUUUGUAGAACUUGAAUGGUAACAAUUAUUGUAAAAAACUGUAAAAUCAACGUUUACGUUUCCUGAGUAGCUGCCGUACCGUUUAACGUACCUCUAAGUACCACCGUUCGGAUAUUUGCCCCCGAGAAAACUCAUAACCCGCGAAGAUUCUAUUUUUCUGCAGGUACGAAUGGACGUACGUGCGUCAAUUGUUCCGCAGUCGUCGCAUCAGCGAAGUGAAAGAAUGCAUCACGAUUCUGGCCAUGUGGAUUUCGAGGCAUGCAAUCCGUCGGAAAUUUGCUAAAAAUGAAAAAGUUUAGAACUGGCGAGGAGACGCCGGUGGCGAUUUCGUGCAGUCACGUCCUUCUCGAGGCCAUUCACGCGGAUCUUUUAUCCGAGGUUUUCCGCCUUUUUUGCAAUAAGAUGUGUUUAUAGUUCAAAUGUUUAUAGGGAAUGUGCGAAUCGGAACGAUACAUGGCAAUCGGCGAUCUCCGCUCGAAACACGGAUUCGCCAUUAUGAGGUGUGUGGACGGGGGGCCUAACAGAAUUGAACACAAACGGUGGCAAUGAGAAUGAGAGAGCAACUGGCGCCGACGAAGACGAUAAUGGCGACGAGCAGGGCGAAUUGGGUGUAGUGGGCGGCCGGCGGAGCAGCGGACGACGGCUCCAGUCCCGAAUCGAUCAGCGCCUGCAAUUGGGUUCUUGGAGAUUAUUUCCAGCAUCGAUUGAAAUGACAAGAAAAUCGUUUUAAACCAAACACACUGAAUCUCAUCUCAAAUUUGUCAAAAAAUUUGGAACGCUUCACGAAUUUGCGUGUCAUCCUUGCGCAGGGGCCAUGCUAAUCUUCUCUGUAUUGUUCCAAUUUUAGUAUAUGUUCUCGGAAGAACGAAAGAGUGAACGGGCGGUCCGGUUAAGUAGGGACCACCGGACGAGCGGCCGACAUCUCACGGGUUCCGCACACCACUAUACUGAGGGGGGGGAUCAAUAAUUACACGUUAGGCCAGAUUUGAGACGUUUAGUAUUCAGAAUUGUGACUUCUAGGAAAUCGGGGAUUGAGAAAUAGACAAUUGAAAUUGCUUUUAGAGAUUUUAGACAUAACCCUCGGAGAAGUAGAAUUUCUUGCAUGUGCAGUACCGAAAUCUAGAGCAAGCUUGUGUAGAUCUAUGAUUCAAAGUGUAGUGAUGUGGCAUUUUACCAAUUCUGUGUACUAUACCUGAUCUCCGUUACAAAAGGCGGUAUCGCACACGCAUCGACUCAUCCACUUGCUGCCGAACGCCGACUGCUGGCACGACAUCUCCUCGACCUCGUCUCCGCACGUCUUGUGAAUUGUUCGUCUGUCUGAAAGUAUCCAGCUCGGUCUAGCCUAGUCCUCUAAAUUGUCCCGAAACUUACCGUUAUCCUUGUUGGCCGUCUCCAUUUUGAUGCAAACGGUGCCUUCGCACUCGCCAUCGUUACACGUGCCCUGAUCGGAAUGACAAUCGAAACAGGUGAUCGCGACGGCGACGUCGACAAGUGACAAUAGCAGAAACGCACGGAACACGUGCCUUCUAGAGAUCAUCCCAUGGCACCUACGAACUUUUCCUUUCGGUUUUGAAACUUUUUGAAGUACAACUCACCUUAUUCCCGGGCAGUCACUCGCUCACUUUUUCGUGACACGAUAAUAAUAUGUGUGUUUGACAAAACGAUGCGAAAAGUUGAAGUGAAGACGUCUUCUGACGGCGACGCUCGACGAUUUUGAUUGAAUCUGGACAUACGAUUUUGCAUAUAUUUAUAUAGAAAUUGAGGGAACACGGGCGAGGCACACAAAAGAGGCACAAAAUGAUGAAGUCGUCGGAAUUCGAAACGGAACUUAAUCAUGGCUAAUGCACGGCGCCAGAGGCGCGCAAAACGAUAAAAUGGUCGUAAAUUCGGUCAAGCUCCUAAAAGAGCCCCGAAAAAGUUUCGGGUUGCGGAACUUUCGAGAAACCCGCCCACUAUCUGCUAUCAUAUCUCCAGUACACUUGUGCUCAAUGAGCCAAUUCGCAGCAGCACGAGAGCAUCGUUAUUAUGAGAAUGGGAUGGAAAAGCGAUUGGACGAGAUGAGGAUGGGGCAUUCUUCAAGUUUUUCCCCUCCUUCUUCUUCUUGUUUCAAGGACUUCUUUGAGAGAGAGAGAGAGAGAGAGAGAGAGAGAGGAAAAGGAGCGAAGUUUGGAAAAUCUAAAAUUUCUACCCAAAAAUCUUUGAAUCUGAACAACUUUUGAAAAAUCUAGCAUUUUGAAUGGAAAAGUACGAUUAGCUAGUGGUACUAAAGUGGGAAAGUGAAAAGGCGACUUUUGUUGUUGUGGUCAUCACCAUCAUCAUCAUCAUUGCAUAUUUGAGCUGGAACGGAACGAGACGUGAGAGCGAAUGAAGUGGACGGACGAUUUUCUCGAUAAUUGUUUUGUCUCCUAUUUUUCCUUCUCGGUGCUUUUCGAAUUGAGAUGAGUGAGAAGUCGUUGUCGGUCGGGACGGAGAGCCCUUGAAGAAGAGAGUAAACGAAGAAUUGCACACACACACACACGUCAAUUAGUGUUUUGUCCUCUUGACGGGGCGGCCACAGACCCCCUUCUCCGAAGCGUGGGAACACUCUUUUCCACUACGACGUCUUCUUCUUCUUCUUCUUCUUCUUCUUCAGGGGUGGCCGAGAUUGAAUUUGCAUAAAUUUAUGAUGAAUUUACGUGAAUGGCUCUAAAGAAAAGGAAAAGGGCAAUGCGAUUGGGGGAAAGGUGGAAAAGGGGGGGGGGGGCUAACCGAAGACGGAAGGACAUUUUCACGGAACAACUCGAAUAACUGUUUUGUAUGAAAAGCUAAUUUUACAAUUAUUUUUCUAUGAGCAGAGUUCACUUUGCUAUACAUUUCGUCAGUUGAUCACAUUCCAUGAAACAAUUUUCUAAAAAAGAUAAAAAUUAUUCCGUGUUCUUCCGUUGAGUUCUUCCGCUCAACUCUGAUGGACGGUUUGAAACUGAAGAAAAGUGAUGGGGCGCUCUGAUUUUAUGAAAGUAUUCAUGGAUUUCAUGAUCAACUCACGAAAUGUAUGGCGACGUUUAUACAAUAGGUAUAAUGUACCAUACCAAGAAUCUGGCCUAACGUGUAAUUAUUGACCCCCUCAGUAUGGUGGUGUGCGGAACCCGUGAGAUGUCGGCCGCUCGUCCGGUGGUCCCUACUUAACCGGACCGCCCGUUCACUCUUUCGUUCUUCCGAGAACAUAUACUAAAAUUGGAACAAUACAGAGAAGAUUAGCAUGGCCCCUGCGCAAGGAUGACACGCAAAUUCGUGAAGCGUUCCAAAUUUUUUGACAAAUUUGGUGCUGCCCCGAAUAGGAACUGCCCGAAUCAGAACUGCUACGAAUCAGAACUGCGCCCGUAUCAGAACGCACCCGAAUAAUAACUGGUACAAAUCAGAACCGGUAUGAAUGCGAACUGCCCGAAUGAGAACUCUUCAAGCUAGAACUGCUACUAAUCAGAACUGAUCAAAUUAAUACCACCCUGACAAUAUUAAUUCCAAAAAAACCGAAAAUGAAUAGGAAUGCUUCUAAUCCAGGAUCUUUGCUUUUUUCUGCUCCUAUUUUUUGUAUUUCUCUUUCUUCCUCUUCUGUCUAUCUUACUUUCUCUCUUUCUUUUUUCUCGCAAUUUUGUGCAUGGUUUCAACAAGUUCUACUUUUUACGAGUAGUUGCGCAAAAGUUUCUCGUUGUAAUAAGGUUAUUCAGGCUGUGAAAAAAAUGAUUUUGUUUUCCGAUUUUUUUCGUUUUUUUUUACGUCAAAAAAAAAACGAAAAAAACGAAAAACAAACAUACGCUGAAUAAGCAAUUUUUGAGCAACGCGUAACCAAAAAGUUCAAUCACUUUCUAAUAUCUCUGGAAACUCGAUUGCAAUCUAAUUAGAAGAGUUUGCAAUCUAAUAAGAAAAAGCUCUAUUUCGCAAUCUAAUCAGAUUUAAUUGAAGUUCCAGUAAAAUCGUAUUAGAUUACAAUAUAUUUUUCCUGAAUUGCAAUCUAAUAAGAAUAAAUUGCAAUCUAAUUAGAAAACAUUGCAAUCUAAUUAGAAAAUUGCAGUGAUUGCAAUCUAAUUAGAAGAUUUUGCAAUCCAAUUGAAGCAAAUUCUAUUUCAAACGAGUUCGUAUUAGAUUGCAACCGCUUCUAAUUAGAUGGCGAUCGAGUUCCCAGAGAUUUUAUUCCGUUCUCUUUUUUCUGCUUAUUCACAAUCUUUUUUCUGUUUCACACUUGUUUUCAUUACCAACGAACUGUUUCAUUUGAAUGUCUAGCUGUAUCUAAAAUACCUACACUACGCUUAAGUACAAAGGAAACACUUUUUUCUACGCUUUCAUGUUCUGAUUUAGGAAGUAUUGCCAUAAGGAGUUCUGAUUCGGGCAGUUCGCAUUCAUACCAGUUCUGAUUCGGGCAGUUCUAAUUUGGAGAAGUUCUGAUUCGGGCGCGUUCUGAUACGGGCGCAGUUCUGAUUCGUGGCAGUUCUGAUUCGGGCAGUUCUCAUUUGGGGCAGUACCAAGUAUUCAUGGAUUUCAUGAUCAACUCACGAAAUGUAUGGCGACGUUUAUACAAUAGGUAUAAUGUACCAUACCAAGAAUCUGGCCUAACGUGUAAUUAUUGACCCCCUCAGUAUAGCGAUGUGCGGAACCCGCGAGAUGUCGGCCGCUCGUCCGGUGGUCCCUACUUAACCGGACCGCCCGUUCACUCUUUCGUUCUUCCGAGAACAUAUACUAAAAUUGGAACAAUACAGAGAAGAUUAGCAUGGCCCCUGCGCAAGGAUGACACGCAAAUUCGUGAAGCGUUCCAAAUUUUUUGACAAAUUUACCGAUUUGAAAGAAAUGCCAUUCCAAUUAUCGAAAAACCAAUCAUUUUGAGGCUACUUUAGGCUGACAUUUUGUAACUGGGCUCAUAAGUGUGUGAUGUUUGAGAAACGACAAAAAAUUUCUCCGAUCUGACGGUCGGAUUGAAAUUUCCGGACCAGCGGCAACCAUAAGACCCCCUGUGGAAAAGGAUAUUGUUUAUUCAAGCUUCGUUUAAUUGUAGUGGGUUCAAAUGAGUGGAAGCUGAACGAAUAUGACCCACAGAAGUGAUUUAGACAGUUGAAGCAACUUGACAACCUGUUACAGUCCGGGUAAAUUUUUUUUCUGAACCAGGCCCCUCCCACUCGCCUGUCCCGAACUGCCGGCGCUCAACUCAAAACACCUAUGACUCGGCAUAAGAAAUGCCGUUUGUUCAUAUUCAUUUGAAAUUCCUUUUUUUUCAGAUUCGUAAACUACGUCAACGAAAUGGGCCAGAACACGACGGUGCUUCGAAAUAUGGCCGACGCGGUUGCAGUUGUCAGUCCUGCACUUAAUUCCACUUUUUCCACCUGAACACCACUUUCAGUUUGGCAUUCCGAAGCGAGUUGUGGAAAUCCGUCACGCGAUCACUCAUCAAACUUGUCCGGACAUUAGCGAACUCCGCUCGGUCACCGCUUUCUGUUUGGAAUGGCUUUGGGUAAGACUUGUCCGAUCGGAACAUCACUUUGCAAGAUGAUCACUCACAAGUUUCUGAGAUGUAUCGGUUUAACGCUGAAAAGUGAGGGUUUACCGUAGAUAUUGUAAUAGAGAACGGUACUGGGCAUCAUUUUUUAUUACAGUAUCUACGGUAUGUAUUCGAGUCGCUGCGAAACUGUAAAAGUCGACACGUCGAACCAAGAUUGAUAAUCUUAUUGCAGCAACACUUCUGGCACAGUGACUCGUCGAAAGCGAUGACGAGCGGAAUGGCGGGCAUCUCGAAGACGACGGCCGAUUUGAGCGAGUUUGGGCCGCAGGAUGGCCGCGAGCAGCAGUACGUGACGACCAUCCGCGCGUUCAACCAGUGGCGCAAGAAGAACCGGAACGUCGAGGACGUCGAAGAAGCGGAAGUUCCCGCGCUGGCCGCCCUCAAACAGCACCUCCUACACGACGCCGCCGGCUUCCUCGAGUGUUUCGUGCGCGACGGACACCUCAUCCACCUGCCGCACCAACUCAAGGCGGCCAAAUGGACGACGUCGGCGGCGGACGAAUACACGAUUCCGGAGCAGUUGCAGCAGCUCUGGCAGCCCGUCUUCCACGUGAUUUUCGCGUUGAAACUCGGCGCCGAACUCAUCGGCGCAUUCUUUUUGCGCCUUCGCGAGAGCCAUCUGAAAGCGGACUCGAAGAAUCAGAUCACCGCGUACGCGAGGAUGAUUCUGAGGCAGUUCGGUAGGCGAAUUGUUCUAGACAACUUUCAAAUAAAAUCUUCACUUUGUGUAGUUGACCACUUUUGUAACUUUCAAGGCCUACAGUACUCUAGGGAGUGCGCGUACAAAAAAGUUGUCAAAUACAGAAAGAAGUGAAUUUUUUGUCCGACACUUUUGCACUUGACAACUGAGUACUGUAGCCAUGCAAAGUUAUAGAAGUUGAUUAGCUAAAUUUUAGAAUUAUACAAACAAUAGCCGUUUUUCAUCUAAAUUCCAACGUUUUCGAUUAUCCAAAGCUUCUCUUCACAUAUUAUUCAUCUAAAAAACGAUGCUCCUUUCAGCCGAUGCGGAACUAUUCACGGAAGACGAUUGGGGCCGAGUCCUCGACAGUUUGCUGCCCGUCGCCAAACAUUUCAACAGAGAACUCAUCGAUUUGUGAGCUUCCCCCUCUUUAAGACGUAUUUUCCGUAUACAAAACCUUCCAGAGUGAUGAUUCGUUGCACGAAACUGUCGCGGAAGCGUCGCAAGCAAGUGCACUCGAUUCUAAACAUUUCUUCUCCGGCUCUCGAGCCCCCGUCCACACCGAAGUCGUCGAUGCGCCAUCAAGACGGAGACGCUUCGAUUCUGACGACCCCGGACGGCGGCGUCGUGCGGACCGUCGAGGAUCUGCAAAAAUUGAUGAAACGAGAGCGGGCGAGCAAUGCGACCGGAGGAAGUGCGGCCGAACGGGGCGGCGGAUGUGGCAUCGAAUUGUGCGACGCGGAGGAGUGGAACGAUGUUCCUUUCGGGUAGGAAAGACUGGAAAGUUCAUGCUGAUCAGCUUUGUCUCUUGACAUUUUCCUUCAGCAAUUAUAGUUUUCGAGAUUUCCACAGUUUUUUUUUGCACAGACUGACUCCGGACCAACGCCUCGAAACGUUCACGGUGGUGAUCGAGGAUUCGGCGGCGCGACGCAAACGGAAAGCCUUCGACACGGCGAUAACUUUGGACGAUUAG